AUGUCUACCAAAACCACCAUCAGGAGUCAAAUGAGCCACCGUGGCUACAGUGCCAGCUCAGCCAUAUUGCCUGGGCUCAACCGCUCUGGCUUCAGCAGUGUGUCCGUGUGCCGCUCCCGGGGCAGCGGUGGCUCCGGUGCAAUGUGUGGAGGAGCUGGCUUUGGCAGCAGGAGCCUCUAUGGUGUGGGGAGCUCCAAGAGGAUCUCCAUUGGAGGGGGCAGCUGUGGCAUUGGAGGAGGCUAUGGCAGCCGAUUUGGAGGAGGCUUCGGCACUGGAGGUGGAGCUGGUAGUGGCUUUGGCUUCGGUGGUGGAGCUGGCUUUGGUGGUGGCUAUGGAAGACCUGCCUUCCCAGUGAGCCCACCUGGAGGCAUCCAAGAGAUCACCAUCAACAAGAGCCUCCUUAAUCCCCUGGACCUGCAAAUAGACCCCACCAUCCAGCGGGUCAGGACUGAGGAACGGGAGCAGAUCAAGACCCUCAACAACAAGUUUGCCUCCUUCAUUGAAAAGGUGCGGAUCCUGGAACAGCAGAACAAGGUCCUGGAAACCAAGUGGGCCCUUCUUCAGGAGCAGGGCACCAAGAACCUGAGGCCUGAAUUGGAGACAAUGUUUGAGCAGUACAUCAGCAACCUCCGCAGACAAAUGGACAGUAUCACUGGAGAGAGGGGUUGCCUGGACUCAGAGCUAAGGCACAUGCAGGACAUGGUGGAGGACUACAAGAGCAAAUAUGAAGAUGAAAUCAAUAGUCGUAAAAAAGCAGAGAAUGAAUUUGUGAUCCAGAAGAAGGAUGUAGAUGCCGCCUACAUGACCAAGGUUGAACUGCAAGCCAAGGCAGACAGUCUUGCAGAUGAGAUCAACUUCCUGAGAGUUAUUUUUGAAGCAGAACUGUCUCAGGUACAAACUGACAUCUCAGAUACAACUGUGGUCCUCUCCAUGGACAACAACCGUAGCCUGGACUUGGACAGCAUUGCAGAGGUCAAGGCCAAGUAUGAAGACAUUGUUCAGAGAAGUCAGGCAGAAGCUGAGACUUUGUACCAGACUAAAUAUGAGGAGCUGCAGGUCACAGCUGGCAGACAUGGGGACGACCUGCGAAACACCAAGCAGGAGAUCGCUGAGAUCAACCGCAUGAUCCAGAGGCUGAAAGCUGAGAUUGACAACAUUAAGAAGCAGGUUUCCAAACUGCAAGCAGAUAUUGCUGAUGCUGAGCGACGUGGGGAGAUGGCCCUGAACGAUGCCAGGGGCAAGAUGGAAGGGAUGGAGGAUGCCCUGCAGAAGGCCAAACAGGACAUGCCCAGGCUGCUGAAUGAAUACCAGGAGCUCAUGAAUGCCAAGCUGUGCCUUGAUGUGGAAAUUGCCGCCUAUAGGGCAAUUCUGGAAGAAGAGGAGUACAGGUUCAGUGGUGAAGGUAUUGGACCAGCCAACAUCUCUGUGAAGCAGCAGUCCACUGUGUCCAGAGGGUAUGGCAGCACAGGUGGUGCCAGCAGUAGCUUACGCCUGGGUGGGGACAGCAGCCAUUCCUAUGCCAGUGUCCAUGGUAGGUGUGGCUUCACUGCUGGAAGUGGCAGAGUCAUCAGAGGUGGCCUCAACUCCUCUGGUGGCAAUCCUUCCACCAUCAAAUACACUACUGCCUCCUAUAGUAGGAAGUGCUAA
Molecule: messenger RNA, 1647 nt
Organism: Mus caroli (Ryukyu mouse)
Lineage: Eukaryota; Metazoa; Chordata; Mammalia; Rodentia; Muridae
Product: keratin, type II cytoskeletal 6A-like
Biological process (GO): keratinization; intermediate filament organization
Cellular component (GO): keratin filament
Molecular function (GO): structural constituent of skin epidermis
Source: RefSeq, a predicted model, not a curated record